AUGGCUCCAGGACUGAUCGAGCCUCAACCGGCUGUCGAUGUCGGCCAACAGCGCUCGCUUGAAUCAGUCACCGAGAACUACGAUGAUACCCUACGAUUCUAUCUAAACGGCACCAAAGUCGUCCUCGAUACUGCCGAUCCUGAAGUAACAUUACUCGAAUACCUCCGAGGCAUAGGCUUGACAGGCACCAAGCUUGGGUGUGCAGAAGGUGGAUGUGGUGCUUGCACUGUGGUGGUCUCGCAGUACAACCCUACAACAAAGCAGAUAUACCAUGCUUCUGUCAAUGCAUGCUUGGCUCCACUGGUGUCUGUGGAUGGCAAGCAUGUCAUUACGGUAGAGGGAAUAGGGAGUGUUAAGAAGCCACAUCCAGCUCAAGAGCGAGUCGCAAAGGGCAAUGGCAGCCAGUGCGGAUUCUGUACACCUGGCAUAGUCAUGAGCUUGUAUGCUCUACUAAGGAAUAAGGAUAGCCCCUCCGAGCACGAGGUGGAAGAGGCUUUCGAUGGCAAUCUCUGCAGAUGUACUGGCUACCGUCCCAUUCUAGACGCCGCGCAAACGUUCAGUGCACAGAAGGGCUGUGCGAAGUCGACAUCCAAUGGUGGUGGAGGAUGUUGUAUGGAGAACGGUACAAAUGGGGCGAAUGGAUGUUGCAAAUCGGGGAAGGCAGAUGACCACCAGCCCAUAAAACGCUUCACGCCACCAGGCUUCAUCGAGUACAACCCAGAGACUGAGCUCAUCUUUCCACCGGCUCUCCGUAGACACGAAUACAGGGCUUUAGCCUUCGGCAACAAGAGAAAACGGUGGUUCCGGCCAGUAACUCUACAGCAGCUACUGGAGAUUAAGAGCGCGUACCCCUCAGCAAAGAUCAUUGGAGGCAGCACCGAGACGCAAAUCGAGGUCAAAUUCAAGGCCAUGCAGUAUACAGUCUCGGUCUUCGUUGGAGAUAUUCCGGAACUGCGACAAUACAAGUUCGAAGACGACUACGUGGAGGUUGGAGGCAAUGUAACGUUGACAGAUCUCGAAGACCUGUCCUUGGAGGCUGCAGCGCACUAUGGCGAGAAGAGAGGCCAGCCUUUCACGGCCAUCAACAAGCAGAUCAAAUACUUUGCCGGAAGGCAGAUCAGGAAUGUCGGAACGCCAGCAGGGAAUCUGGCAACCGCUUCGCCAAUUUCUGAUUUGAAUCCCGUCUUCUUGGGAACCAAUGCUACAAUCGUCGCUCGAUCACUCGAUAAAGUGACUGAAAUACCGAUGACGGAUUUCUUCAAGGCGUACAGAGUCACCGCACUACCUCCAGACGCCAUCAUCGCCAGUAUCCGGAUACCUGUUUUCCAGGAGAAGGGAGAGUACAUGCGGGCAUACAAGCAAGCGAAGCGGAAAGACGACGACAUCGCCAUUGUAAACGCCGCGCUUCGAGUCAAACUGGAUGAGAAGAACACAGUCCAGAACUCGAGUCUGGUAUAUGGUGGCAUGGCCCCCAUCACCAUCGGAGCGAAGAAGGCAAUGGAGUAUCUGGAAGGCAAGCUCUUUACCGACCCGGCCACUCUCGAAGGCGUCAUGAAUGCUUUAGAGCAGGAUUUCGACCUUCGAUUCGGCGUACCAGGCGGUAUGGCGACAUACCGCAAGUCAUUGGCGCUGGGCUUCUUCUACAAGUUCUACCACGAAGUGCUCGCAGAGCUGAAUCCCGAGGGAACGGAAGUGGAUCAAGACUGUCUCGCCGAGAUUGAGCGCGAGAUCUCCAAGGGCCGGAAAGACCAUACCGCCGGGGUGGCAUACGAGAAGAAAAUCAUCGGCAAAGAGCAACCGCACGUAGCUGCCCUGAAGCAGUGCACAGGUGAAGCUCAAUAUACGGACGACAUCCCCGUACAAAAGAACGAACUCUAUGGCUGCAUGGUCUUGAGCACGAAACCUCAUGCGAGACUGCUCAGCGUGGAUCCUUCCCCGGCGAUGGACAUUCCUGGCGUGUUCGACUACGUGGAUCACAACGAUCUGCCAAAUUCGCAGGCGAACUACUGGGGAGCUCCAAACUGCGACGAGACAUUCUUCGCCGUUGACGAGGUCUUCACGGCAGGGCAGCCGAUCGGUCUGAUCCUCGCCACGUCUGCUAAGCUUGCAGAGGCUGGUGCUCGUGCAGUCAAGGUCGAGUAUGAGGAACUCCCUGCGAUUUUCACCAUCGAAGAAGCUAUCGAAGCCAACAGCUUUUUCGACCACUACCACUACAUCCAGAAUGGCGAUGUCGACAAGGCGUUCAAAGAAGCCGACCAUGUCUUCACUGGCAUUGCACGAAUGGGAGGCCAAGAGCACUUCUACCUAGAGACCAACGCCUGUGUUGCCGUCCCCAAGCCAGAAGAUGGCGAGAUGGAAAUCUUCAGCUCGACGCAGAACCCCACGGAAACACAGGCUUACGUCGCCCAAGUCACUGGUGUUGCUGCGAAUAAGAUCGUGAGCAAGGUCAAGCGGCUGGGCGGUGGCUUUGGUGGGAAGGAGACAAGAUCAGUCCAGUUGGCAGGCAUUUGUGCCGUUGCAGCGAAGAAGACCAAGCGGCCUGUCCGGUGUAUGCUGAACCGAGACGAAGACAUUGCGACUUCGGGGCAGAGACAUCCCUUCCUUGGGCGGUGGAAGGUUGCCGUUAACAAAGAUGGUAAAAUCCAAGCCCUCGACGCUGAUGUCUUCAACAAUGGCGGUUGGUCUCAAGAUCUCAGCGCUGCUGUUGUCGAUCGAGCCCUCAGUCACGUCGAUGGCACCUACAAGAUUCCCAACGUCUUCGUUCGAGGACGCAUCUGCAAGACAAACACCGUCAGCAAUACAGCAUUCAGGGGAUUCGGCGGACCCCAGGGGAUGUUCAUCGCCGAGUCCUACAUGGAAGAAGUCGCCGACCACCUGGGCAUGCCCGUCGAGGAGUUCCGCGAGAUCAACAUGUACAAGCCAGGAGACAUGACACACUUCAACCAGGAACUACGAGACUACUACGUGCCCCUCAUGUGGAAGCAAAUCCGGGAAGAAUCCGACUGGGAGCGCCGCAAGCAAGCCGCCGCCGCCUUCAACGCAAAGAACAAAUGGAAGAAACGCGGCCUCGCCGUGAUCCCGACCAAAUUCGGCAUCUCCUUCACAGCCCUGUUCCUCAACCAAGCCGGCGCCCUCGUCCACAUCUACCACGACGGCUCCGUGCUCGUCGCCCACGGCGGCACCGAAAUGGGCCAAGGCCUACACACCAAGAUGACCAUGAUCGCCGCCGAAGCGCUCGGCGUCCCGCAAGACAGCGUCUUCAUCUCCGAAACCGCCACCAACACCGUCGCCAACACCUCCUCGACCGCCGCGUCCGCCUCCUCGGACCUCAACGGCUACGCCAUCUGGAACGCCUGCGCGCAGCUCAACGAGCGCCUGCAGCCCUACCGCGCGAAACUCGGCGCGGACGCCGCGAUGAAGGACCUCGCGCACGCGGCGUACUUCGACCGCGUCAACCUCUCCGCGAACGGGUUCUACAAAACCCCGGACAUCGGCUACGUCUGGGGCCCGAACACGGGGCAGAUGUUCUUCUACUUCACGCAGGGCGUCGCGGCGGCCGAGGUCGAGAUCGACACCCUCACGGGCGACUGGACGUGUCGACGGGCGGAUGUCAAAAUGGACGUCGGCCGGUCCAUCAACCCGGCCAUCGACUACGGCCAGAUCGAAGGGGCGUUCGUGCAGGGGUUGGGACUCUUCACGAUGGAAGAGAGUCUCUGGCACCGCGCGAGCGGGAAUCUCUUCACGAAGGGGCCUGGGGCGUAUAAAAUCCCCGGGUUCAGGGAUAUUCCGCAGGAGUUUAAUGUUAGUUUGUUGAAGGAUGUGAAUUGGGAGAAUUUGCGUACGAUCCAACGUUCCCGCGGAGUCGGCGAACCGCCUCUUUUCCUGGGAUCGGCGGUCUUCUUUGCGAUUCGGGAUGCGCUCAAGGCGGCGCGGAAGCAGUAUGGGAAGGAGGAUGUUCUCAGUCUGGUGAGUCCUGCUACGGUGGAGAGGAUUCGGGUCAGUUGUGCGGAUCCGAUUCUGGAGAGGGCGAAGGUGGAGGCGAGGGAGGGGGAGAAGAGUUUCUUUAUUGCCAUUUGA
This is a messenger RNA of Zasmidium cellare ATCC 36951, 4077 nucleotides long. RefSeq lists its product as uncharacterized. Gene Ontology annotation, molecular function: xanthine dehydrogenase activity; FAD binding; iron ion binding. The coding region runs from base 1 to 4077 and encodes 1358 amino acids. Lineage: Eukaryota; Fungi; Ascomycota; Dothideomycetes; Mycosphaerellales; Mycosphaerellaceae. The transcript is spliced from 2 exons. The record is from RefSeq and is a predicted model, not a curated record.